CAACAAGUUCGUCAACUGCCUGCUGUUCUUCCGCAAUCAGUUGCCCCUCCAUGUCGCCGAACUCAACUCCUAUGAAGGUGGCGAUUUCGAUGAGGCUGUCCAGUAUUUGGAGCUUUGGAUUCGGUACAGUUUAUCAUGCCGUGUUGCCGAACUCUGUGUCACCAUCCACGGUGAAGCUGUACGUUGGCUGCUUCCCAAGGGACUUAUCAUCACCUGACCCAGCUUGAGCUUACCUGGGUCAAGACGCAUCACGAUCUGGAUUUCUCAAGUUGUAUGUCUCUAAAGGAUCUGAAGAUGACUGAUUGUGGCAUUUACUGUGACAGAAUCAUGUCCGAUGUCCCCAUCACUUAAGCGUCUUAUCAUCAUGCAAUGUCACUUCCUUGCUAGUGUCCGUACCCAAAUAUCUGUCCCGAAUCUCAUUCUCCUUCUGUUAGGUGACUGUAAGAGACGUACUCCAUUGCUCGGGAGCAUGCCGUAUCUAGUGGAGGCAUUUGUCGGACUUGGAGACUGCGAUGAUUUUUGUAAAAAUAGUUAUGAGAUUGGUGAUUGCGGGGAUGAGUCAUGCUGGGGAUGCCACUUCUGUGAGAACAACUAUGGAAACAGUAACUGCAUUCUUCUUCAGGGUUUGUCAAGCUGUACAAAUCUGGAGUUAACAGCUGCAACAGCACCGUUCAUUUUCAGGAAGGAUUUGACGCGAUGCCCUGUAUUUAGCAAGUUAAAAACUUUGUUACUCAAUGAAUGGUGCAUUACUAAUAACCUUGGUGCAUUAAUAUGCUUUCUCCAGCACUCACCGGUUCUAGAGAAGCUCAUUAUUCAGUUUGAGCCUCCAGAGAUACAUGAGAGAUUAGUGGAAAUAGGAGCAAGUUAUGACCUAAGGAAGCAUUCCCUUGUAUUGAAGGACCUUAUUGUUGAAGUUAAAUGUGAUGAUGGUGAUGAGCAGAUUCACAAAUUCUUAGAUGUCUUGUGUUCCUAUGGUCUACCCCCUGAGAAAAUCAAGAUCCAACAACCUCCAAAAGUGACUGGGGCCCGAUUUGAUAACACUUGGACUUCUGAAAGUUUCAGCUUCGAGCAGGAGAUCUAGUUACAUGUACUGUGGACGGAUCUGAGGCACUGAGACUCUUAACGCUUCUGAAUGCAUUUGGACCGAGAAUGAGGAUAACUGAUGUCGCCUUGUGUAUACUGUCAGACCAUGCACGCUGUAUGUUACUUCAUAAUAGAAGUUCACAUGUCCUGCACUUGUGCUAGACCUGUGUUGCUUGCUUGUUGAAAACUUGGCUGGGUCGGUUUCUUUCCUAG
This is a messenger RNA of Sorghum bicolor (sorghum), 1296 nucleotides long. RefSeq lists its product as uncharacterized. The record is from RefSeq and is a predicted model, not a curated record. The transcript has 4 exons. The coding region runs from base 335 to 1081 and encodes 248 amino acids. Lineage: Eukaryota; Viridiplantae; Streptophyta; Magnoliopsida; Poales; Poaceae.